This is a messenger RNA of Salvia splendens (bonfire salvia), 2037 nucleotides long. RefSeq lists its product as uncharacterized. The record is from RefSeq and is a predicted model, not a curated record. Gene Ontology annotation, molecular function: zinc ion binding; nucleic acid binding. The transcript has 3 exons. Bases 1 to 2037 code for a protein of 678 amino acids. NCBI's taxonomy places the organism in Eukaryota, Viridiplantae, Streptophyta, Magnoliopsida, Lamiales, Lamiaceae.
AUGAUAUGUGCUAAGAUAAGAAUAGAUUCCAACCAACACUUCAUCGAAAUAUCUUGGAGGCAUUGUUUCCUGGGUACCGGUACGAGUUAUGUAUGUACUGCGGUUGACAGUGAUCAAAGUGUGUUUUAUAUGUUCAAUGCGGCUAUAAAUUCUACUCGGCAUAUUGAAUUAUUUGUUGAGUAUUCGUCUGUUGGAAAUGCCUUAAUCCCACCAAUUGUUGAUCAUGGUGUUGGUUCAUCUACGAGGUUUGAACCUAUGAGCAUCGACUGCGGUAUGAAUGAGCAAACAGACGUUGCAGAUGUUGGAUUGAAUACUCAAGAGAAUGUACAAGAACAUGCUGAUGUUGAUGUUGUACGAGGAGACCUUGCAGAUCCAGAAUUGUCGUCAUCAUCGUCUGAUGAUAUUUUAAGUGAUGAUUCUGAAGAUGGGACAGCUAUUAUCAGCGAGACCGACGCUGACAAAGCGAAUGAAUGUCGGUGGGAAGUGUCUGUUACACACAUGGCCCAUGAUGAUAUGUGGGAGAUUAGGAAGUGGCGGGGACGCCAUAGUUGUGAAGGUCAUCGUAAUGAUAGAGGACAUGCUAACUUUUCAUCACCAAUGAUUGCUUUGUGUAUUCGCCAUCAGUUGCUAAAAAAUGCCGAGUUUAGUGCCGCCGCCGUAAGAAAUUUUGUUCAUGACAAAUUUCAUGUGGUAGUCAGUUAUAAGAAGGCAUGGUAUGCACGGAGGAGGGCUUUAGAGAUUGUAUUUGGUGGAUGGGAGGAGUCAUUUAGGGAUUUGUCAAGCUACAUGCUUGAACUGCAGUAUAGGAAUCCAGGCACCAUUGUUGAGUGGAGGCAUAACGAGUUGUUGAGCCAGGGCCGUACUAAAGUCUUCUAUUACGUGUUCUGGGCACUUGGGCCUGCUAUACAUGCUUUCCAGGAGUGCCAACCAAAAUGUCUGCCUAUUGCAUAUGCUAUUGUUGAUGAAGAAACUGGCGACAGCUGGGAGUGGUUUUUGGAUCAUGUCAGAAUUCAUGUGGUGAAGUACGAAAGGGAGGUAUGCAUCAUUUCGGAUAGGCACAAAGGAAUCCUCAAGGCUAUGCGUUCAGAUGAAUGGAAAAAGCCGCCGAUAUGUCACCACAAAUUUUGUUUGAUCCAUGUGAGGAAAAAUAUCUUGACAAAACUAAAGGGUAAGGGAGGAAAAGCAAAAGGCAUGAUAUGGGCAUUGGGUGUCACAACUCAAGUACGCAAGUACGUGAGAAGACGACGUGCACUACGGGAGGAAAGUCUUAUUGCGAUACACGAGCUCAACAAAGCCAAAAAAGAGAACUGGUCUCUUUGCUACGAUGAUGAACUGAGAUGGGGGGUGCCCUCGACAAACAUGUCAGAGAGCUACAACAACGUACCGAGAGGUGUAAGAGAGUUGCCAAUAAGAGUUUUGGUUGAUCUGACAUUUUGGCGAACAGUUGAAUGGUGGGCAGAUAGAAAGACAGAAAUACAACAAACCGAAGGUCGGUUGACCCCCUGGGCGAGGGACAAACUUGUUGCGAAUGAUGCGAAGGGGCAAAUGCAUUACUGUUCAGUAGUCGCCCGAGAAUUAGGUCAUUACCAAAUUCGAAGUCGUCCACGUGUUGAAAAUGGAAAGGCAAAGGGCGAUAACAGACAAGAUGUCGAGUUUAUGGAUUCAAAGUGCAGUUGUGGGAAGUGGCAGAUGUGGAGAGUCCCUUGUUCACAUGCGUGCACCGUUGCCAGAGAUCGAGGUAACUCUAUUUUUGAACUCAUUGAUAAACACAACCACAAAGCUACAUGGGAAGCACAGUACUAUGGUGUCUCAUUUCAAGCACCAAGACACCAAGACUAUUGGGCAAAUCUUGGAUGGAAAUUGCGUAUCACCCCUGAGCAGUUGCUUCCUCGAAAGCGCGGACGAGGCAGAACAAGGAGGAUUCCUAAUCAAAUGGAUAUCCGCGAGGAAGAUGAACCGAGAGCGCCCCGCAAGUGCAGGAAUUGCGGCGUAGAAGGACAUGACCGUAGAAACUGCACAGUCGGUCGUGUUAUGUAG